Molecule: messenger RNA, 1479 nt
Organism: Emericellopsis cladophorae
Lineage: Eukaryota; Fungi; Ascomycota; Sordariomycetes; Hypocreales; Bionectriaceae
Exons: 2
Coding region: 1-1479 (492 amino acids)
Molecular function (GO): oxidoreductase activity, acting on paired donors, with incorporation or reduction of molecular oxygen; heme binding; iron ion binding
Source: RefSeq, a predicted model, not a curated record
AUGGCGCUGACCAACGUUCCUCCGGCAUACGCAGCCAUUGGAGUCAUCCUGUUGUUCCUCAUUACUACCCUGACAUCCUCUCGUGGCCCUAGGAUCACGCGCAAUGGCAAAGCAUUACCAAAACCACCUAAUACGCUACCCUUUGUCGGCAAUGGCAUCCUCUUCCUGAGGCCUCGCCAGAUCUUGUUCUCCUGGUUUACAAAGUGUGUCCAUCAACAUGGGCACACCACCCUCCAAAUCACCGUGCCAUCCCUGCCGCCCGGCGUGAUCAUCUCCUCGCCAGCCUGUCUAGACUACGUUUUCAAGCACGAGGGGCUCUUUGAGAAAGGCAGCUUCUUCAAAGAUAGGAGCUGGGACCUGUUUGGCAAUGGCAUCAUCAACACCGACGGCGAGGCGUGGCGAGUCCAGCGGAAAGCAGGGCUGGGGUUCUUGAGCAAGAGCAACCUCAGGAUCCUCACCGAUGUCGCACUGCCCAGAUUUCUGGAGGAGGCUUGCGAGAUGCUGGAUGCAGCGAAGGAGGUGGACCUCCAGGAGGUGAUUCACGAGGUCACCACCCAGAUCAUGGGCCGGAUGGCGUACGGACGGGAGAUGCACGCGGGCGACGACUUUACGCAGGCGUUUGAGUACGCCUCGGGCAAGACGGCGGAGCGGUUCCAGAACCCGCUCUGGUGGUGCACCGAGAUGGUCACGGGCCAGAAGCUGCGGCGGUCCAUUCGGUUGAUCAAGCAGUACGGGGAGGGCCUGGUGCGGAGCGCCAUGACGGCGCGCGACAAGGGCGUGGCGGAGGAACAAGAUGGCGUGGACGGCCUCUCGGGCAGCCUGAUCAACUCCCUGCUCGAUGCGAUCCAGGAUGAGACGCUCGUGGCAGACUCGGCUCUGAAUUAUCUGAGUGCGGGGCGGGACACGGUGGCGCAAGCCUUGUCGUGGACCUUUUACCUGCUCAUGCGGCACCCAUCCGUCACCGAGAAGCUUCGCCAAAGCCUAGAGGAGGAGACUGCGGAAUCGCCGUACACCCUGGCCGUCUUCUACGAGGUGCUGCGGCUGUACCCGCCCAUACCCUUUGAGAUCAAGCAGGCGCAGCAGGAGACCACCCUGCCAGAUGGAACCUAUCUGCCCGCGACAUCAGUGGUAGUGUGGUGCCCGUGGGCGAUGAAUCGGUCAAAGAUCACCUGGGGUCCGGACGCGGCCGCGUUCCGACCGGAGAGAUGGCUCAAUGAGCAUGGGCAUCUGAUCAACCGGAACGCAGCCGAGUUCCCCGUCUUCAACGGCGGUGCGCGUCUCUGUCUGGGAAAAAAGAUGGCCGAAGUCAUCGCCGUGCAGGUCAUCACCUGCCUCGUGCCGCGAUACGACUUUGCCCCCGCAUAUACGGGGGAAAGAGUGAGCCGCAGUAGUCUGACGCUGCCGAUGGAAGGGGGCCUUCCUGUAUUCCCGAAAAAGCGAAGAAUAAGCAAAGAAGAAGGGCUCAAGGGGGUAUAUUGA